This is a messenger RNA of Eriocheir sinensis (Chinese mitten crab), 2038 nucleotides long. RefSeq lists its product as uncharacterized. Gene Ontology annotation, molecular function: carbohydrate binding. The coding region runs from base 95 to 1951 and encodes 618 amino acids. The record is from RefSeq and is a predicted model, not a curated record. Lineage: Eukaryota; Metazoa; Arthropoda; Malacostraca; Decapoda; Varunidae. The transcript has 9 exons.
AAAAUGAGAUAAAAAGAAAAGGAAAAGAAAACUACCACAAAAAACAGUAGUAGUCGUAGUAGUAGUGGUAGUAGUAGUAGUAGUAGUAGUGGUGAUGGAGGUGGUGGUGGUGGUGAUGAUGGUGGUAAUGGUGGUGGUGGAUGCUGCUGUUGACCGAUUGGCACUCUUGGCAGGGACUCUGCGUACCUUCCAGCAACAUGCCUGCGAUGGAACCACCCUCGCGCUCGCCUGCCCAACAAACACCACAAUUGACGUCGCCUUUGCUCGCUACGGCCGCCCACGCACCACCCACGCCCACUCCGAUUCUCUGGGCGUGGGUGGGGGCGAUGGGGAUGCUGUGGGGGCCGUGGGGGGCGCUGGGGGGCCGGUUAAUGAAAGGGAUCCCUGCCCCCCGCUGCCUCGGUCACAUCCUCAUGCAAGUUUGGGUGUGAGCCGAGGCUGUGAGUACCCGGAUAAGGUUAAUUACAACACCAUUCAGCUCGUGGUCAGCCGAUGUCAGCACCAGCAGCAGUGUUCUAUCGAGGUGGCGCCCCAUACGUUUAGCCCCACCGACCCUUGCCCCGACACGAGAAAGUAUAUCGAGGUGGCCUACAAGUGUCGACCCAAAACGUUCAUCAACAAGGUGGUGUGUGAGGGCGGUCAGCUGUCGGUGGGCUGUGACAAGGAAGCGAGGCUGGCUAUCUACAGCGUGCUCUUUGGAAGGUCCCGAACCGGCUCCUUCACGUGUCCGCAACCCGAGGGAGUGGCGGAGGAAGAGUGCCAAGCGAGCUAUGCCAACGAGAUCGUGAUGAGACAGUGCCAUGGACAGAGGGAGUGCCACCUGGAAGCAUCCCCGGAGGUCUUUGGCAACCCCUGCUCUCCUCAGUCAAAUGUGUACAUGAAGACUGUGUACACGUGUGUGCCAAAGAAAAUACUCAAACAAACACAGGAUGAGGAAGGAGGAGGAGGAGGAAGAGAAGACACAGAAGGAGAUGAAGGAAGAGGAGGAGGAGGAAGAGGGAGGAAAGGGGGCCACGAGGAGGGCAGUCUACGCUCCCCCGCCGCCCCUGGCCCCUCCCCCUCCUCGCCCACCCCCCCACGCCCCCACCAGCACAACCUCCUCACCUCAACCACCAGUUUCUACAACCCCACCGUCACCACCUGGCUCUCGGACCGUAAAAGCGAUGAGAGAGACAGAGGAGGAGGAGGAGGAGGACGAGAAGGAGGAGGAGACGGAUGGGGCAGAGAAGGCGUCGGCGAUAGAGGAAGAGAAGGAGGAGGGAGAGAAGAAAUCGGAGGAGGAGGAAGAGAAGACAUCGGAGGAGGAGAAGGAGGAGGAGGAGGAGGGUCAUCGCAGUGGCCGCCCCCCCAGCACCCCGCCGGCGCCCCCUCACCCCCCCUGCAGCCUGAACUCAUCAACUGUACGGUAACCAUCCUCGCGGGAGCCCAGGGGAGGGAGAUCGGCUUCCUCACCGAGUGGAUGCGCGCGGUGGCCUUCGUCAAGAGUAAUUUUGAGAAGUUCCUGCUGUACCUGCUGCUGGGGCUGUGCGCGGGCCUGGUGAUGUUCCUGGUGGUGGUGGUGGGGCAGCUGUUAUGGGAGAGGCGGAGAGCCAAGCGAGCGGCCAAGACUAUGCACGACCCACUCACCUCAGUCUUUGCCGCAGACAUAGAUGACAUAGAUGCGGACCUGGACUUGGAUGGGACGGGCAUGGGAGGCGGAGGAGGAGGAAGCAGUUUGGGGAUAUCAGGGCUCGGGGUGAUGGUUGCUGGGGGAGGCGGGGGCGGGGUCGGCGCGGGUGGCUCUCUCCCCCGCACCUCGUCCCCCCACGACCCCUCACGCGCCCAGCACCGAGAGGUCAUGCGUUACAAUGCGUAUUCGACGUAUGGGGGAAGGAGUCGGUCGGGGGAGGAUGGAGAUGGGAACCCACUCAGUCUAACCCGGACUAAUAAUAACCAAUUGUUUUAUAGUUAGUUAGAUUUAGAGAGAGUGAGUGAGAGAGAGAGUCAGUGAGAGAGUGAGUAAGAGUUAAAGUGAGUAACUGCUUAGGAAUUAGAGAAA